Paramuricea clavata is the source of this 636-nucleotide messenger RNA. NCBI's taxonomy places the organism in Eukaryota, Metazoa, Cnidaria, Anthozoa, Malacalcyonacea, Plexauridae. The record is from the annotation of a GenBank genome assembly.
AUGGAUGCGCAAAAUAACCUAUUGGUUAAAUUUGCUGACGAUAUAACGACAAGUGCUCCAGUAAAAUCAGGAUCGGAUUCUGCUGAGGCUGAGGUGGAAAGCAUUCAGAAUUGGUCGGAAGCAAAUCAAAUGACAUUAAAUCUUUCUAAAACGUGGGAAAUGGUUGUGCACUGUGGGUCCAUGAAACCGUUACCGGCACCGAUUGUAGGCAUUGAACGAAAGAGCUGGUUGAAAUUAUUAGGUGUCACAUUUCAGGAAAAUCCAUGUUGCUGGGAUCUUCAUAUCGAUGAUCUUCUGUCGAAGACCAGCGGGCGUAUGUACAUAUUGAGAGUGUGUAGAUGCUAUGGUUACUCUGCAGAUCAACUAAGCAAAUUAUUCGAUUCGCUAAUCAUGUCACUCUUUUACUAUUGCAUUGAAGUGUGGGGCUCUGCACUCCAAAAGAAAUAUUUGGAUCGUGUAGACAAGUUUUUCCGGCGGGCUUAUCGUUAUAGAUAUACGGCAAAGAGUAUUAAGAUAUCUGAAGUGAUCGAGGAGAGAGACAGAAAAUUAUUCAGCAAAAUCGUAUCGAAUCCAGAACAUGCCCUACAUGAAUUGCUUCCUGUGUGUAAACAAAGGAUCUUAAGACAGGGAACAUAA